Seminavis robusta is the source of this 681-nucleotide messenger RNA. The record is from the annotation of a GenBank genome assembly. NCBI's taxonomy places the organism in Eukaryota, Bacillariophyta, Bacillariophyceae, Naviculales, Naviculaceae.
AUGCGAGAAAUCUUAUCCAAACUUCCGGGCGUCUUCAUUCAAGGACUUUACUGCGUCGAUGCCGAUGGCACCGUUAUUUUUGAAAAGAAGUUACCAAAGGAAGCCACCAUUGCUUCUGAGGCCAUUGCUGCCCGCUUCAAUGCUACCAUCAUUGGCAACUAUGAAGAUGCUAUUUACUGCAAUACAGCUGGGGAUCCGCAGCUUUUGGAUGAAGUCAAUUCCUUGUGGGGAGAACCUGUACCAAUCCCAGUAGACUCAUUGGCUAACGAUGGCCCCCAGUUUCACAAACUGGUCUUCAUGUCCAACGACGUGGAUAUGCUUCGUGAUGACAUGAGACCGGAGCUGGAGUUGCUGGCAAAAGAAAAUGGGGCUACUGUGACGACUUCCUUUCCCACAGUUCUUGAAAUUCUCCCAGAAGGUUGUUCCAAGGCCCUGGGAGUCAGAAAGCUGUGUGAAAAGCUUGGGGUAGACCCUGGCAAGGAACUGCUUGCAUUGGGGGAUGCCGAGAAUGACAAGGAAAUGUUAGAAACGGCAUGUAUUGGUGUUGCCAUGGGCAAUGCAAGUCCAGUAGCCAAAGCAGCUGCAGAUAUAGAACUGGUCGAAACGAGUAGCCAAGGAGGAGCAGGCUUGGCAAUGGAACGAUACUCCAAACUAGGAUCUGAAGAAGAUGAUUCUUCCUAA